Armigeres subalbatus is the source of this 3051-nucleotide messenger RNA. RefSeq lists its product as uncharacterized. The transcript is spliced from 3 exons. The record is from RefSeq and is a predicted model, not a curated record. The coding region runs from base 1 to 3051 and encodes 1016 amino acids. NCBI's taxonomy places the organism in Eukaryota, Metazoa, Arthropoda, Insecta, Diptera, Culicidae. Gene Ontology annotation, molecular function: nucleic acid binding.
AUGGUAGAAUCACCUAGCGAAAAACGGGCACGGAAAAUAUUGGAGGAUACCACGGUUCGGACCGAGUCGGGAAAGUUUCAAACAGGGCUGUUGUGGAGGUACGACUUGGUGGAGUUUCCGGACAGCAAACCAAUGGCGGAGCGGAGGUUGCAGUGCCUUGAAAGACGACUAUCAAAGGACCCAACGUUGUACGACAAGGUGAGGGAACAAAUUGAUGACUAUCUGUCCAAGGGUUACACCCAUAAAGCAACAGAACGGGAGUUGAAAGAGACCGUGCAAAAUCAGACAUGGUAUCUACCAUUGGGUGUAGUAGUAAACCCUAAAAAGCCGGAAAAGGUUCGAGUAGUCUGGGACGCUGCAGCAACGGUAAAAGGAGUUUCGCUGAAUUCCGUUCUGCUGAAAGGACCGGAUCUUCUACAGUCCUUACCAACGGUACUUUGUCGAUUUAGACAGAGGGAGGUGGCCAUCAAUGCGGAUAUCAAGGAGAUGUUCCACCAAGUGAUUAUCAGACCGGAGGAUCGUCAGGCACAACGAUUUCUGUGGCGGAACAAUCCGUCGGAGCAAACGGAAGUGUUUGUUAUGGACGUCGCCAUAUUUGGAGCUACGUGCUCCCCAAGUUCUGCGCAGUUUGCGAAGAAUAGAAAUGCGGUUGAAUUGUCCAGAGAGUUUCCUCGAGCUGCAACCGCGGUUUUGGAGAACCACUAUGUGGACGACUAUCUCGAUAGUGUCGAUAGCGUCUACGAAGCAGUGGAGCUUGCAAGAGAAGUCAAAACGUUACAUCAAUACGCCGGGUUUGAACUCCGACACUGGUUGUCCAAUAGUGUGGAUGUGUUGGAGCAAAUCGGAGAAAAACCGUCAGAAACUCCGAAAAAUUUCGUGAUGGGCAAGGACGUUGGGACUGAGAGAGUGUUGGGGUUAAGUUGGUUGCCGCAGAAAGACAUCUUUACGUUCGCAAUACAGUUCCGCGAAAACCUGAAGAGAUUGCUGGACGGGAAUACGUAUCCCACCAAAAGAGAGCCGUUGAGCCUGGUCAUGAGUAUUUUCGACCCUCUUGGAUUGGUAGCUAACUUUGUGAUACACGGAAAAAAUCUUGUCCAAGAAGUUUGGAGAUCCGGCAGCACUUGGGACGACAAUAUUCCAGAGUUACUGUUUGCGUCGUGGAGUCUUUGGGUACGGGCACUACACAGCCUGGAGCAAGUACGAACACAAAGAUGUUAUUUUCCCGGAUAUGAUCCAGAAGCCUUGGAAACACUAGAAUUGCACGUUUUUGUAGAUGCAACCUGGCUCAGAGCGGAUCAACGAAGGUUCCACCAGUUUGUGGCGUUCAGGGUAGGAGAGAUUUUGGAAUCCACCGACGUAAACGAUUGGAGGAAAGUACCCUCAAAAUGGAAUGUUUCCGACGAAGCAACAAAAUGGGGUAAUGGUCCAGAUGCCUCUGAAGAAUCCCGGUGGCUUCGUGGACCAUCGUUUCUCUACCAAGAUGAAGCAGAAUGGCCAGGUCAUAAGGAAGAAGAAUGGAGCACAGCGGAAGAAUUGCGGAAUAUAAUAACGAUCCAUCGAUGCAGCGUAACCGGAACGGUGCAGUUUGAGCGCUUUUCCAAAUGGGAACGAUUGGGGCAAGCCAUGGGAUAUGUUCAACGAUUCCUGAAUAACUGUCUUGGAAAGAGAAACAACUUGCCGUGUUUGACUACAAAUAAUCUUUGCAGUAAAGAGUUGCAGGAAGCAGAGAUUAUGGUGUUGAAAUUGGUUCAACUUGAGGUCUACCCGCAAGAAUUUGCUGUGCUUGAAGCGCUGCAGAAAGAUUCGUCGCAUCAUCCGAAACAAAUCGAGAAGAAAAGCCGUAUCUACAAAUUGGAUCCUUUCAUCGGAGCAGAUGGAUUGAUCCGCAAGGACGGGCGAAUUGGUGCAGCUCCCGCAGUAGCAGAUGACGCAAAAUUUCCGGUGAAAGUACCGAAAGACCACUACGUUACAAUGCUGAUUAUCGACGGAUAUCACCGAAAGUUUGCACACGCAAACAAUGAAACCAUCGUGAAUGAGCUCAGGCAACGAUUCCAUGUGUCGGAGAUAAGAGUAGCUGUGGGGAAAGUAGCGAAGUCCUGUACAUUGUGUAAGGUACGCAAAGCAGUUCCACGACCACCUCGGAUGAGCCCUCUCCCGGAAGCACGUUUAACUCCCUAUAUCAGGGCGUUCACUUUUACCGGGUUGGACUACUUCGGUCCCGUAACUGUACGGGUAGGACGCACGAACGUGAAGAGAUGGGCAGCAUUAUUUACCUGCCUCACAACAAGGGCAGUUCACCUUGAGGUAGCCUUUACGUUGUCGACCGAAUCAUGCAAACUUGCCAUUCGUCGGUUUAUAGCUCGCCGUGGUGCACCGUUGGAGAUAUACUCUGAUCAAGGACUAAAUUUCCAAGGAGCAAGGAAGGAGUUGCGCGAAGAAAUUCGAAAGCUGAAUCAAGAGUUGGCUUCAACCUUCACAAACGCAGCCACACAGUGGAAGAUGAAUCCGCCUUAUGCUCCUCAUAUGGGAGAGAGUGAAGCGCUCACACCUAACCAUUUCCUGAUGCUUCUUAGCUCGAAUGGAGUAUGCCAGCCAAUCGCUAAUCCGGUCGAAGUGAAGUCAACGCUUUGUGCCAACUGGAACCUUGUGCGCGUAAUGCUGGACCGGUUUUGGACAAGAUGGGCUACCGAGUAUCUACCGGCCAUUGCAAGGCAGUCGAAGUGGUUCGGUGAAACUAAGCCCGUACGAGUUGGAGAUUUGCUUAUAGAGGUGGAUGAGGCAGGAAGGAUCAGCUGGGAACGAGCAGUAGUUGUGAAGGUGAACCUUAGAAAAGACGGGCGCAUACGGAGCGCAGAUGUGAAAUCGAAGGCAGGCAUAUUUCUUCGUCCAGUAACUAAGCUGACGGUCUUGGACGUGCUAGAUGAAGAUUGUAUGGCUGAAGACAGAACUUCAAGCAAUACGGGCUCGGAAUGUCGCAACGAUUCAAGACCUCGCCAUCGGCUAAAACCGUUUAGCUCAUCCCUGAAAUCAACCGGGCGAAUGAUAAACUGA